UUAGAGAGAGAGAGAGAGAGAGAGAGAGAGGGAAUGAUAGUGAGUGAAAAUAAGAGAUAGCGCGCUAAAAUAGAUUCAUUUGCACAUGUGUCAUUAGACAAGAGCACGAGGGAAAUCUUAAAAUAUAUAUGUAGAGGAAAUGUAUACGUGUCAAUUUCGAGAUAACUUAACUGUCAAAUAAAGAAGCUCGACUGUACAUAUAAAUAUAUAUAUAAAAUUUUUUCCAAAAAUAUAUAAAUUUUAUCAAGAUGAACUUGAAAACAGGACUUGCAUCCAAAUACAUAUACAUCACAUUUGUAAUUGCAGCCUAUUGGAUAGUAUCCAUUUUGACUGUAUUUGUAAAUAAGGCACUCUUAUCCAGUAAAUCUGUGAAUUUGGAUGCUCCUCUGUUUGUAACUUGGUUUCAAUGCAUAGUGAGUGUAAUCAUCUGCAUUACUUUACGCAAACUGUCACAAUUGUUUCCAAGAUACAUUGAAAUUGCAGAUGGUAGCCCAUUUAGAAAAGAUAUUUUUAAAAAGGUACUACCAUUAUCACUCCUGUUCACUGGAAUGAUAGCAACUAAUAAUUUGUGUUUAAAAUACGUCGGUGUGGCUUUUUAUUAUGUAGGCCGUUCGCUGACGACUGUAUUUAAUGUGGUAUUUACCUAUAUCUUACUUGGGCAAAAAACAUCUUUCAAGUGCAUAGUAUGCUGUGCAGUAAUUAUCGCUGGGUUCUGGUUGGGUGUAGAUCAGGAACAAUUAGCAGGUUCCCUAUCCAUCCUUGGAACAUUUUUCGGCGUGCUUGGAUCAUUAAUGUUAUCCUUAUAUUCCAUCCGUGUAAAGCAUACGCUACCAGCUGUGAAUGAGGACAUUUGGUUACUUUCUUAUUAUAACAACGUGUACAGUAUUGUUAUUUUUAUUCCGUUAAUGUUAAUUAGUGGUGAACAUACGAUUGUAUAUAAUUACGAGAAGCUUGGACAUCCCUUUUUUUGGGGUGCUAUGACGAUCGGUGGUAUAUUUGGUUUUGCCAUUGGAUACUUUACCGCGCUUCAAAUAAAGGUCACAUCUCCUUUAACACAUAACGUUAGCGGUACUGCAAAAGCAUGCGCUCAAACGGUCUUAGCAACUUAUUGGUUUAACGAAGAAAAAUCAUUUCUUUGGUGGCUAAGCAAUAUCGUUGUACUCACUGCCAGUGCAGCUUACGCAAGGAUUAGGCAAUUGGAUUUAAGUAAAGAGUAUAAAAUUGAGACGCAACAGCUUAAGGUCUAACAAUAGUAAUAAGUAUAUAAUUUCAUUAGAAUUUAUAUAUAAAAAUAUCAUUUUUUUA
Messenger RNA from Nylanderia fulva, 1305 nucleotides. RefSeq names its product GDP-fucose transporter nac (gene nac). The record is from RefSeq and is a predicted model, not a curated record. Lineage: Eukaryota; Metazoa; Arthropoda; Insecta; Hymenoptera; Formicidae.